This is a messenger RNA of Talpa occidentalis (Iberian mole), 4495 nucleotides long. It is a transcript of the gene MLLT1, whose product is annotated as MLLT1 super elongation complex subunit. Bases 138 to 1796 code for a protein of 552 amino acids. The record is from RefSeq and is a predicted model, not a curated record. Gene Ontology annotation, cellular component: super elongation complex. NCBI's taxonomy places the organism in Eukaryota, Metazoa, Chordata, Mammalia, Eulipotyphla, Talpidae. Gene Ontology annotation, biological process: regulation of DNA-templated transcription. The transcript has 12 exons.
GCGGGACUGGCGGGCGGGCGGGCGGCCGGGAGCGGCGGCGGCGGCGCCUGACAGACAAUGAGGGCGGCGGGGCGGCGCUGAGCGGCGGCAGCGGCGGCGAGCGACGCGGGGCCCGGGGGCGGGGCGGGGCGCCAGCCAUGGACAAUCAGUGUACGGUCCAGGUCAAGUUAGAGCUGGGACAUCGAGCCCAACUGAGGAAGAAGCCCACCAUGGAGGGGUUCACUCAUGACUGGAUGGUGUUUGUCCGUGGCCCGGAGCAAUGUGAGAUCCAGCACUUCGUGGAGAAGGUGGUCUUCCGGCUGCACGACAGCUUCCCCAAGCCCAAGCGUGUGUGCAAGGAGCCCCCCUACAAAGUGGAAGAGUCUGGUUAUGCUGGCUUCAUCAUGCCCAUCGAGGUGUACUUCAAAAACAAGGAGGAGCCUCGCAAGGUUUGCUUCACCUAUGACCUGUUCUUGAACCUGGAGGGCAACCCACCUGUCAACCAUCUGCGCUGUGAGAAGCUCACCUUCAACAACCCCACCAUUGACUUCCGGUACAAGCUGUUGAUGGCUGGAGGGGUGAUGGUAAUGCCCGAAGGAGCAGAAACGGUGUCCAGGCCCAGUCCUGACUACCCCAUGUUACCCACAAUUCCACUCUCUGCCUUCUCUGACCCCAAGAAGAUCAAACCGUCCCACGGCUCCAAGGAUGCCAGCAGGGAGAACAGCAAGGCUUGCAAGGCCCACAAGGCAACUAAGGAACACCGAGAGCGGCUGCGCAAGGACUCAGAGAGCAAGGGCCCUUCCAAGGAGCCAGAGCGCGAGCAGGCCAGGAGUACCAAGGACGCCUCUCGGAAGCUGGGCGAGGGCCGGCCACCCAAGGAGGAGAAGGCACCGCCACCCAAGGCUGCGUUCAAGGAGCCCAAGAUGGCCCUGAAGGAGACCAAACUAGAAAGCAUGUCCCCAAAGGGGGGAGCCCCGCCUAAGUCUUCCAGCAAGCGGCCGGCUGCGGCCGACUCGCCCAAGCCCAGCGCCAAAAAGCAGAAGAAGAGCAGUUCUAAGGGGUCCAGGAGUGCCCCUGGCACCUCGCCCCGCACCUCGUCUUCCUCCUUCUCAGACAAAAAACCGGCCAAGGACAAGGGCAGCACCAAAGGGGAGAAAGUCAAGGCCGAAAGCGAGUCCAGGGAGAUAAAAAAGCCUCCAGAGGUAGAGGAGUCCAACUCGGAGGAUGAGGCCUCCUUCAAGACAGAGUCCGCCCAGUCAAGCCCAUCCAACUCCAGCUCCAGCUCCGACUCCAGUUCGGAUUCGGAUUUUGAGCCAUCUCAGAACCACAGUCAAGGACCCCUGCGCUCCAUGGUGGAGGACCUGCAGUCCGAGGAAUCUGAUGAGGAUGACUCUUCGUCAGGCGAGGAGGCCUCCGGCAAGACAAAUGCAGGGAGGGAUUCCAGGUUGAGCUUCAGUGACAGCGAGAGUGAUAACAGCGCCGACUCCUGCCUGCCCGGCCGCGAGCCCCCUCCCCCGCAGAAGCCCCCUCCGCCCAGCAGCAAGGCAUCAGGCCGGAGGAGCCCGGAGUCCUGCAGCAAGCCUGAGAAGAUCCUCAAGAAGGGCACCUACGACAAGGCCUACACGGACGAGCUGGUGGAGCUGCACCGGAGGUUGAUGGCCCUGCGGGAGCGCAACGUGCUGCAACAGAUUGUGAACCUGAUCGAGGAGACCGGCCACUUCAAUGUAACUAACACCACCUUCGACUUCGACCUCUUCUCCCUGGAUGAGACCACCGUGCGCAAGCUGCAGAGCUACCUGGAGGCGGUGGCCACAUGACCCUGGGCCGGGUGCCGGACCCCUGUUGCCGGGGUCCCGGGAGGCCAUGUUCAGGCCCCGCCCUCCUUCCUCUCUCGACUCGCCCACCCGCAGCACUGCCUUAGUGACCGCCCUGUCCUUGGCCCACACGGCCAGCUGCACUUUUCCUCGUUGGCUCCCGACCCACCCUCCCCACCACCUCAUUGUCGGGAGCCGUGGGCUAAGGGGGGCCAAGCCAGCGCUGCUGUUCUCUGCCACUCAGGUGCCAUCACCUGGCCCCCCUUGGAAGGUGGCUUAUGUGUUGAAGGCAGCGCCUGGUGGUGAGGGCCUUCUUGCCUGGCCUUGGACAUCCCCCCAGCCCCUCACCCUGCUCCCUAGCCGGGCGUGUGGCACAGGCUCACUGCCCAGUCUUUCUGAGCAGCCAGGCUCCACCUCCAGCCUCUUCAAACGGUUCAGAACACAGCCUCUGCACCCCAGGACCUCAGAGGGCUCCAGCUGUGUGUUUGCAGCCAGCUGCGCCAGGCCUGGCCUUGACUUGUCCUUGUGGAAGCAGGACCUGUCCCCUCUGUCGGCGCCCACUGUGCCGGGGCUCCAUGCUGUAUAGUUCUCUCUAUAUUAUAUAUAUAUGUAUGCACUGUAGGUACCAGGGAGGUUUCUGGGUGUGCGUUUCCGUGGCAGCAAUGCACGUUGGGGGGUGGGGGGGUCAGUAAGGUGGGACUUUUAGGUUAAGAUGUCUCCACUGGUCUUGUUAGGCUGGAGGCCCAGCUGGCACUCGGCAGGCUCGGGGACGAAUUCUCCCUCUGUGGUUCCAAGGAUGCCUCGUUGUCCUCCAGGGGCUGGGACGGCACAGCUUCAGGCCAGUGAACACUACGGUGGGCGGCAGGUCCCCAGGCGCACUCGGGCACUGGGUCAGGUAGUGGCUGUCUCUGGAGCAGGCGUCCCAGGCUCCCGAGGGGCCCGGCCUUGACCUGUGCCCGCGCAGCCCCGGGACUCAUCAUCCUCCACCUUCCACAGGAUCCUCUUCCCUCCCUUUCGUUGAUUGAGUCUUCGAACUUUGAAAAAAUGAGCUUUUGCCAAAUAAGACGGGAUAAUUUGUGGAGUUUUUCGGGGCGCUCAGAGCCAACCCUUUGUGCCUGGGCCCCGGCCAGCAGCAGGCCUGACUCGGUUGGGUGACCGGACCCUCCCAGGCACUCUGUCUGGUUUUGGCCUGGCUCUCCCACCCUUGGUUCACAGGUUCAGAGCCCAGAGACUUAACUCCUCGCACGCCUGAGAUGCUCCACGGCCACGCCGCCGCCUCUUCCUCCCGCCUGCCUGCCCUCUGGGGCCAGAAUGCCCAUAUGGAGUGAGCCCACCUUGGGUGGGUUCCUGGGAACUGGGGGUCUGUGUGCUCAGCCCCUGUUCCCCAAACCUUGACUCAAGGCUCUCCAGUCCCCCCUCGCCCCCAUCUUUUGCCCUGAAGGAGAUGCGGGAAACAGGACUGGGAGCCCUGAGGUGGACUGACUUCUCCAGAUGUCAGACGACGUCCUCGUCCCCCGAGGUGAUGAGCUCCAAUGUGGAGCUCCACGUCUCUUUCCUCGCGGUUCCUGACGCGCGCGUCCCUGCUGCGAUGCCGUCCGUGGCAGACCCUGAACACUCCCUGGGGAGCCCCCUCUCCAAGACUUCCCAAGCACCAGCCUUCCUGUGAGAUCCCCAGGACCCUCGGGAAGGCCUGAGAACUUUCAGAGGAAACUGCUGUGACUCCUCAACCAUCUGCGUUGAUUCUCUCCUGACCCCACUUCCUUGAGGUUACUAGGAAGCGGGCAGGCCUAUGUGGCAGGCUUGUGCUGUCACUGUCCCCCUUCCCCAGGCAGGCCAACAAUACUCCAAAGUGGGGCUCCCUUCUUCUCUGGAAACUCUCUGAGACAUUGGACAGAAGGAACUGACCUGGCGCGGGCACAGAGGCCACCAAGGGGUCUCAGGCAGAGCCUCAGCCUAAGGGCGCUGGUUUUUCUGCUUCACGAGGAUCUCCUGGGAAGGGCCACAGGUCCUCCUGAGCUCCAUGCAGCCGCGUGGACAGCCCUCUGGAUCAAGGAUCCCCUGGAGGCAGCUGCAGCAAGGCCAGGCUACCCAACCUGUUGUCAGUGGCAGCUGCCUUCUCACCAUUCGGGCUGUUUCCAGGGCCUUCAGAAACACCGACCCCUUUCUCAGUUACCUCCUCUGGCCAGAAGGCCCCAGCACUGUCCUCUGGAGCUGCUCUGGGCCCAGUGUCGGCCCCUGACCACCUCAUCAAUAUGCCAGGUAGCUGGGCCCCCCACUGCAGCGUUUGCAGCUGCUCCCCCACCUCACGCCCGCUGCCCGGCAGCUGGGCCAGUGAGGGCUCUGGGGACACUUCCAUAGGAAGGGACCGGCACUUUGUGAUUGCCGUGUGUUUAGUGUUAAGCCCCCUGCCCCCAGUGCAGAUCCCUGUGUUUUGCUAUCUCCUGAACAAAAUGUAAACCAACAUCCGAAAGCAAAGGUAUUGAAUACCUUUUUUACCCAUAAGGGUUUUUACAAAGAAUGUGUCUCACUAGGAACUAGGACACUCACUGGCCCGAGACCAACUCCUGGAUAAAAGGAAUAAGGAGAAUCGUGUUUGUAAUAAGUUACAGGAUUGUUUUUGUCCUGGAUUUUAAACUUUUUGUUAAAUUGUGAAAUUAUGGAGGAGUUUUAUAGAAAAAAGUGAAAUAAAGUCAGACGGGAAA